Molecule: messenger RNA, 1775 nt
Organism: Eupeodes corollae
Lineage: Eukaryota; Metazoa; Arthropoda; Insecta; Diptera; Syrphidae
Product: organic cation transporter protein-like
Exons: 5
Coding region: 516-1757 (413 amino acids)
Biological process (GO): transmembrane transport
Molecular function (GO): transmembrane transporter activity
Source: RefSeq, a predicted model, not a curated record
GAAAAUGCCGCAAAAGUUUCAAUAGAAUCACAUCCAUUUGGUUUGGACGACAUUUUAAUAAAAAUCGGACAAUUCGGAAAGUUUCAGCUUCGAGUUUAUUGCCUUUCAUUUGCUUUGGUGAUAUUUCAUGCAAUUCUUAAAUACGAGUUUAUUUUUACUGCAAGUACAGUCGUUUAUAGGUGUCGAGUUCCAGAAUGUGAUGAUGGAUUAGAAAGUUCAUACGAAAAACCGUGGGUACCAUUUUCAAUACCAAAGGCUUCAAGCGGUCAACUCGAUAAGUGCCACCGAUUUAAAACAUUUAACUCAACCAUCGAUGAUGGAUCUGGACAGAAUUCUUGUCACGCAGGAAGCUUUAAUCAAUCUUCCCGAAUAGAUUGUGGAGAGGAUUUUAUAUUUCGAGAUGAGGAAGUGACAGUUUCCAAUGACGUAAGUUUGCUUUAUUUCGACCAGAUUUGUUGAUAUUUAUGUUUUAAGCAAAGUUCAAAGUGUUUUGUACCGACGAAUGGAAACUUGCAAUGGUUGGGACUAUAAACAAUUUUGGACAGUUUCUAGGCAUACCUCUAGGCGGGUACCUUUCCGACAGGUAUGGCCGCAGUACAGUGAUGGCAUGGGGAAGUGCUUUGAGUACGGUCAUGGGAAUUCUUCGAUCCUUCUCACCGAAUUAUUACAUUUUCGUCCUUCUCGGUUUCUUGGAUAACUUAUUUGGUUCAGCCAUCUUUGGAAUAGCGUUCGUGCUUGCCCUAGAAUUUGUAGGCCCCAGCAUUCGGGUACAUGCUUGUACUUUGGUCCCCAUGUUUAACAGCCUAGGCCGUGUUCUACUCGCAUACGUAGUUAAAAGCUUCCAUAAUUGGCGUGUGGUUGAGCGAAUUUUUUACAUUCCUGCCUUGGGAUUUCUGUCACUCUCCUGGGUACUUCCCGAAAGUGUUCGAUGGUUAUUGUCUCGAGAAGAAGAAGAAAAAGCAAUACAAAUUCUACGAAAAGCUGCAAAGAUCAACAAACGUAAGCUAUCAGAUGCCAGUAUUGAAAAAUUACUUCAGGCCAAUAGGAAAAACCUAUUGGGUAUCGAUUCAAAAGCUCAAAAAUUUUCCAUUGGCGAUGCAUUCAGAGCGUUUCCCUGGCGAAUUAUGAAUAUUUCCUUAUGUUGGUUCACAAAUGUUUUCACAUUCCUGGGACUUAGUUUGAAUUUGGGACUGCUCGGCGGAAAUAAGUACGACAAUUUUAUGUAUUUGUCGUUUAUUGAAAUCCCAGGAAUUUGGCUGCCAGCUGUCACAAUGAAUCGUUAUGGAAGGAAGGCUUCGCAAUGUGGAUAUUUGUUUUUGAGUGGAGUCAGUAUUAUGGCAAUGAAUUUUUGCGCUUCAGCCUCAAAUGAUAGUCUUCGAUUGAUAUUGUAUCUUCUUGGAAAAAUGUCAAUCACUGCUUCGUUUCAAGUAUUGUAUAUCUUCACCUCGGAAAUAUUUCCAACGAAUUCCCGAAGCACUUUGGGGUCGUUUUGUUCCAUGAUUGGACGAUUUGGAGCAAUGGUAGCUCCUCAAACACCACUUUUGGCAAAAUACUACACUUCAGCACCGGCAAUCCUGUUUGCAUGCAGUGCCUUCUUAUCGGGCUCUUUGGUCUUAUUUCUUCCAGAAACAAACAACACUGUCUUGCCGACAACUUUACAGGACGCCCAAAAAAUUGGUCAGAAAGAAAUAAAUGUCAAACCUGAAACAGAUACAGAAUUAGAAAUACAGGAGAAGUUAUUAACGUCCAAAGCCUAAAACUACUCUUAUAUCAAA